AUGAAAGUUGAAAUGGUUAAGCAUUUUCGAAACUUCUUGAGAAUCGUAAAUAAUGAUGAAAAAAAAAUGGUAGAGAAAAAUGUUCUUGGUGAAUUAAAAAAUUGGGGAAGAGAAAAAGCUCGAGGAGAUAUCGAAAUAUUAAAGGAGUACAUAAAAUAUAGAAGCGUACUAAAUGAUUAUUCAAAUAUUUUACAAGAAAAUAAAAAAGAAAAUGGAAAUGAGCAAAUUGAGAAGGUUGCCAACUAUGUUGGGUUAACUACAAACUAUUCAAAGAAGUGA
Molecule: messenger RNA, 279 nt
Organism: Plasmodium vinckei vinckei
Lineage: Eukaryota; Apicomplexa; Aconoidasida; Haemosporida; Plasmodiidae
Product: conserved Plasmodium protein, unknown function
Exons: 1
Coding region: 1-279 (92 amino acids)
Source: RefSeq, a predicted model, not a curated record